GCGGGUCUUCCUUGCAGGGCCACUUCGCAUGCCCACCCAGCCUUCAAUUAAAAGAGAGAGAAAAAAUGCUGAGUCUCUUCUCAGUUACUUUUCUAUCACUGUGCCAAUGCUCCUGAGAAAGGGAGGCUGCCGGGCUUUCAACAUCAGCAGGAAAAGGAGGGCUGGAAAGCCGAAGCAAACUUUUGGGAACCAAGAAAGCAUCUGGCACAGCUGGAUUGCUCAAGACCGGGGGCUCCUCUCCCUGCAAAAAGCAGGCGACAACAAUCAAAGAUGUCUAUGAAAAUUCAGCUUCUCGUCUUCCUAAUAGGGAGCUUGUCUCUCUGCGUAUUGGCUGAGGAAGGUACACCCCUAACUGAAGAAGAAACAGCAACUGCUGAUAUCGGAGAUGGCACAGCGUCCGAAUUUCCAGAAGAUUCAACCCAGGAACUAACGACUACAGAUAGUGUCUUGUCAACCCGGGGCGAUGCUGAGAACUCCACGGACUCAAGUAUUCCAGGGAUUUCUGAUGAUGGUCUGGAAACAGCUACGCUGGCGGGGAUUAUCAUUGGCAUCAUCGUGGCGAUUGGCGUGGCUACCGGGAUCAUCCUUGCAAUUGUGAAGAAGGUGUCGGGCAGGUACUCGUAAGUACUUCAUUAGGCCCUAAGGGGGAAACUCACAUCAGGCAAAAUCCACAUAAACAUACUUUGCCACCUCCUGUUUGAGCAACAAUCCCCAGGUACUAAUCGUAGAAGAAAGCCACGGAAGUAGGAUUUGCCACCGAUCGGACGGACGGAGGCCUCCCCGGCCCAUGUUGAA
This is a messenger RNA of Pogona vitticeps (central bearded dragon), 795 nucleotides long. RefSeq names its product podoplanin (gene PDPN). The record is from RefSeq and is a predicted model, not a curated record. NCBI's taxonomy places the organism in Eukaryota, Metazoa, Chordata, Lepidosauria, Squamata, Agamidae. Gene Ontology annotation, biological process: cell adhesion; positive regulation of platelet aggregation; signal transduction. Gene Ontology annotation, cellular component: lamellipodium; basolateral plasma membrane; apical plasma membrane.